CGGUGGUCAGCUGCCGACGGAGAGAGUUAUUCGUUUGUCAUACAUACAUUGUGUGUUUAUAUAUUCUUAUGUAGACAUGUUUGUCAACUUCCUUUUUCUCUUUUCAUUGACACAUGUUGAGUGUGAAGAUGCUCUCAUCGUUUCGCUGGCACCAGAUAGAUCAGAUAACGGCCAUCUUGUGUUCUUUAAAACCAACUCUUUAACCCAUUCUUCAAAAGAUGACCCAGUACCUCUUGCUUUUCCAAAUGCAACGAACAUCAAAGAGUUGCUUUACGAUCCCCUGGAAAGGACCCUAUAUAUGACAGAUAUUCUAUCCAAUUUAUUCAGAACGGAAAACAUCUCCCACAGCAUCAAGCCUGAUGAACUUACAAGUAACGUGAUUGAUACGUUUUCUUCUUCAUCUUCAAAAAUAGCCAUAGACUGGGUAUCAAAGAACCUCUAUUACAUAGACCCAUCAUUCCGAUGGAUCAUUGUACAACCUCUCUACGCCGUUGGUCGCUCGGGCAGGAAAACGCUGAUCGAAGGACUGAUAUCACCAAAAGCCAUUGCUGUUGACCCAUUAAAUGGAUAUUUGUUUUGGUCUGCGGGACACAGUGGACGAUUUGCCAUCUUUAGGUCAUCCCUCUCAGGCAGUGAUCAAACGCUGUUGGUACACAGUCUCCUAUUGGUCAGUGAUAUCACCAUCAGUGAUGUAGAGAAACGGGUCUAUUGGUUGGAUAUCGGAAGAGAAACUCUGGAAACAUGCACAUAUGAUGGAACAGAUAGAAGAGUAUUAAAGCGAUCCGACUCUUUGCUUAUGUUAAUGAGUGGUCUUACUUUGCACAAGGACCUUAUUUGUGUUGCUAUACAAGCUGCUUACCUUGUUGAGUGCAUUGACAAGGAAACCGGACAGACAAAAUGGCAGCACCUGUUUCAGUGGCUGAAAGACGGCAAAUACGAAUACAAGAUUCCCAAGACCCUCAAAUUUAUCCCAGCCAUGACACUCGAAAACAUAACACAGCCAUGUGAAGAACAGAACUGCGAGUAUUUGUGUAUAAUUACUAGAGAAAGCAUCGCCAAAUGUUAUUGUCCAGAUGGAUUCAUAUUGGAUGUCAACGGACGCAACUGUACACGAAAUAAUGUUUUACCUCAAAAAUCUCUUUUGCUGUCAAACACAUCAUCAAUAUGCUUUGUGGAUGUUCUAUCUCUAACUGGGAUGCCAAUAGCGCUGAAUUGUAUUCAGCACUGGGAGAGAUCCAUAUCUAACGUUGCGGUUGAUAGUCGUCAAGAUAAGAUCUAUUUCGAGGACAAUGACAGCAAAAAACUAAUGAUACUGGACGUACAAUCCGGUCAAACAACAGAAUUCUUUUCAAUUUCUGGUGUUUCGGGUAUUUGCAUAGACUGGUUGACCAGUGAUGUCUACUGGGCAGAGAAAACGGCGGGAUUAAUUAUAUUUAUCAACGAAAGGUUUCCGAUGGAGAUGCCUUUAUUCCAAAAUGUUGACAAUCCAUUCUCUCUCACGAUUGAUCCUCAUAACAGAACAUUGUACUGGCUAAGCGGUGGCAUGGGUACCUACAAGAUAGAGGCGGGGUCCUCGGACGGCACAAAGCGGUGGGUCGUGGUCGACAGUCAGCACCUGAAAUAUCCCACACAACUUUUAUAUACUACCACAGAUAAUAGGUUAUCGUGGAGUGAUGUGGAUGGUGUUUAUUCUUUGGACAUGGAAACCUCCAAGAUACAAUCAUUUCCUUCCAGCAAUAUCAAGUCAUUUACAAAAUAUAAAGGAUUCAUCAUGAUUUUGAAAAACAACAACGAAGCUCUGGUAAUAGACACGGAAUCUAACAGUUUACACCAACAUUUAGACUCUCCGGGAUUUGGAAAUGUUAUCGUUUACGAUAGAUCUGAACAACCAGCAACAAAAGACCUUUGUCGUGUUCGAAAUGGUGAUUGUGAGCAUAUCUGCAUUCCUAGAGCAGAGGGUACCCGAACAUGCCAAUGUCGCUUAGGAUUUAAGUUAAAGAGUGACAAGAAAGCGUGUAUAUCUUCUCCAUUAAAACACGAUUUUGUGUUGACUGUUGACUUUACACACGCCGCCAUUUUCCAAGUGUCAAUGACCGAUGCUGAAGUAGUAGCAAUUGAUGUCAACGAAACAAUGCAUCCAGUUAACGCCAUAUUCCACCCCCUCCACCGUAAUCUGAUCUACUCGGAUGCGAUGUACCGCGAGAUCAGACAAUUAUCAUUGUCGGGACACAGUUAUGUUUCUCUGACUAACACAGGUUCAUUCGAACCACAGGCCUUGGUUGUUGAUCCAACCACUGGACAUCUGAUCUACUCUGCUGUAAGUAGCAAGUCCUACAUAGGAAUACUGAAUAUGGAAACCAAGGAGAGGAAAACCGUGGUUCCCGGACUAACAUCUGUCUACAAUAUAGCUAUAUAUCCAAAGAAAGGGUUUUUGUUUUGGUCGGACCUCGUGUACUCUGCCUCCUAUAUCGGCCGUUCCUAUAUGGAUGGCUCGGCGAUGAGCAAUCUGAUAUUUAAGGACAUCUUACAACCAAACAGCCUGACGAUGGAUUAUAAAAAUGAACUGUUAUAUUGGACGGAUGGCGAGUUACGAACAAUAAACUACUGCGAUCUGAACGGAGAGAACCGAGGAGUCCUGUUAAACGACAACACGAAGAAGUUUAUGUUGUUUGACAUCAGUGGAGACUAUUUCUAUUUCACGGCCCUUGAUGACCAAAAAAUAACAAAGGCCUCAAUUUCAAAUGCGAGCGAGAUCGCGUGGAUGAACUAUACAGCGAACUUUGGGAAGCUUCAUUCGCUGCAAGUCUAUGGCGUCAAGGAUAUACCGGUAAAUGAUGUUUGUUCGAAAACUAAUGGUGGUUGCAGCACUUUUUGUCUACCUACUGCCAACAGUCGCAAGUGCGCAUGUCCUGACGGAGUGAAACUACUUUCGGACAGAAAAACAUGUGACGGAGUAAUUAAAUGUCCAGAGGAUAUUCCAAAUGGUCGACUGAGUCCCGACUGUGCUCCCUACUUUGGAAACAAAUGUACAUUUACGUGUAACCCGGGCUUUACAACGCAGACUGCCGAAGUUCUGUGUCAGGAAACUUGGAACGUUUCAUCUCUUUGCGUGGCGGUGGUCACCGAGCGUGCAAUGACGGACCCGACCAAUGAUGGAGCCAUUGCUGGGGGGAUCGUGGCAGCCAGUCUGGCGGUGACCCUUGUACUGGUCCUCAUCAUCAUUUUUCUCUGUCGAAGGGCCAGCGAUUCCCCUACCCCCGACUCCGGCACCAUUCACUACGGGGCUAAUUCCAACGGCAAUUCCAAUGGUGCCAGAAAGGCUUCCAGGGUUAUAAUCGAGGAAGCACCCUCCAACAACACCUGACAGAUUAAAGCUGUUCUUUAUGUUAAAAACAAAAAUUUAGAUAUAAUAAAUUCGAAAAGAAUGAAUGUGUGUGGAAGAGGGGAUCCAACAUCUAAUUGCGUUGUUUGCUCUGAAAAUUGUGAUUUUCCUUUAACAAGUUUAAUGCAAGCGCUUACAUAUCCAAAUGGAUUGCAAUGUUGUGUAGAAAUA
Molecule: messenger RNA, 3553 nt
Organism: Magallana angulata
Lineage: Eukaryota; Metazoa; Mollusca; Bivalvia; Ostreida; Ostreidae
Product: low-density lipoprotein receptor-related protein 4-like
Exons: 20
Coding region: 77-3364 (1095 amino acids)
Source: RefSeq, a predicted model, not a curated record